AUGCACCUUAUUGCCGACAACCAGCCAAAACGCAGCAUUGAAGAAGCUCUCGACUACGGCCCUGGUCGCCCAUGGUUUUACACGUGUAUGGACCCCUCCGGGCAAGCGAGCAGGAAUCGACCGCACAGGAGGGGAGCCCGAGGGACGCCGUGCAUGAGCGGUGCUAGCGCCGCAGCUUCCGAACGAGCACCCCUUGGAUUCCGCCCGUGA
Colletotrichum graminicola M1.001 is the source of this 210-nucleotide messenger RNA. RefSeq lists its product as uncharacterized. The coding region runs from base 1 to 210 and encodes 69 amino acids. NCBI's taxonomy places the organism in Eukaryota, Fungi, Ascomycota, Sordariomycetes, Glomerellales, Glomerellaceae. The transcript has a single exon. The record is from RefSeq and is a predicted model, not a curated record.